This is a messenger RNA of Halteromyces radiatus, 1726 nucleotides long. Its product is annotated as inosine-5'-monophosphate dehydrogenase. The coding region runs from base 85 to 1656 and encodes 523 amino acids. Gene Ontology annotation, cellular component: cytoplasm. The transcript has 3 exons. Gene Ontology annotation, biological process: GTP biosynthetic process. Gene Ontology annotation, molecular function: IMP dehydrogenase activity. NCBI's taxonomy places the organism in Eukaryota, Fungi, Mucoromycota, Mucoromycetes, Mucorales, Cunninghamellaceae. The record is from RefSeq and is a predicted model, not a curated record.
GGGGGGGUAACCCCCCUCCAAAAAAAACCCACUCUUUUUUUAUUAUAAUAAACUAUUCUUUUUUAAAAAAAUCUAAAUAUCAUCAUGUCUUUCCUUGAUCCUACCCAAGCUAUUGCUACUCUUAAAGAAUAUGAACACCGUGAUGGUUUGUCCAUUGAAAAUUUAUUGGAUGAACAAACUAGUGGUGGUUUGACUUACAAUGAUUUCUUGAUUCUUCCUGGUUAUAUUGACUUUGCUGCCAACACUACUAGUCUUGAAUCAAAGAUCACAAAGAAUAUUUCUUUACGUACUCCUUUCAUGUCUUCUCCUAUGGAUACUGUUACUGAAGCUGAUAUGGCUAUUUCUAUGGCUCUUCUUGGUGGUAUUGGUAUCAUUCAUCAUAACUGUACUGCCGAAGAACAAGCUGAUAUGGUCCGAAAAGUUAAGAAAUUUGAAAAUGGUUUUAUUAUGGAUCCUAUUGUCUUGUCUCCUUCUCAUACUGUGGCUGAUGUCAAGCAAAUCAAAGAAACUCAUGGUUUCUGUGGUAUCCCUAUCACUGAUACUGGCAAGAUGAAUGGUAAACUCGUUGGUAUGGUGACUGCUCGUGAUAUUCAAUUCCAUAAGGAUGACUCUUCUCUUUUGGAAACCAUUAUGACCAAGGAUCUUGUUGUAGCUAAGAAAGGUAUUACACUUCCUGAUGCCAAUGUCAUUCUUUUCACUUCCAAGAAGGGUAAACUUCCUAUUGUUGAUGAAAAUGGUUGUCUGGUAUCCUUGUUGGCUCGCUCUGAUUUGUUGAAGAAUCAAAACUAUCCCUGGGCUUCCAAGUCUCCUUCUUCUAAGCAAUUGUUGGCUGGUGCUGCUAUUGGUACUCGUCCUGAUGAUAAGGAACGUAUGGCUCUUUUGGCUGAAGCUGGUCUUGAUGUUGUCAUUUUGGAUUCUUCUCAAGGUAACUCUAUCUAUCAAAUUGAAAUGAUCAAGUGGAUCAAACAAAACUUCCCCAAGGUCGACGUGAUUGCUGGUAAUGUAGUCACCCGUGAACAAGCUGCCAACUUGAUUGCUGCUGGUGCUGAUGGUCUCCGUAUUGGUAUGGGUUCUGGUUCUAUUUGUAUCACUCAAGAAGUCAUGGCUUGUGGUCGUCCUCAAGCUACCGCCGUUUAUCGUGUAUCUGAAUUCGCCGCUCGCUUUGGUGUCCCUACUGUAGCUGAUGGUGGUAUUGGUAAUAUUGGUCACAUCGUUAAGGCUCUUGCUCUCGGUGCUUCUGCUGUCAUGAUGGGUGGUCUUUUGGCUGGUUGUGAAGAAGCUCCUGGUACUUACUUCUUCCGUGAUGGUGUUCGUCUCAAGCGUUAUCGUGGUAUGGGUUCCAUUGAUGCUAUGACAAAGGUUGACAAUAAAGAAGGUAAUGCUGCUACUAAGCGUUACUUCUCUGAAGGUGAUACCGUGAAGGUCGCUCAAGGUGUGGUUGGUAAUGUUGUUGACAAGGGCAGUGUUCGCAGCUAUUUGAACUACUUGAUUACUGGUGUCCAACAUUCUCUUCAAGAUAUUGGUGUUCUCUCUGUUGAUCAAUUCCACAAGGAUGUCGCCUCUGGCAAGGUUCGAUUCGAAAAGAGAUCUUCUGCUGCUAUCCAUGAAGGUGGUGUGCAUUCACUCCAUAGUUUUGAAAAGAAGUUAUUUGCUUAAUUGGUUUUAGUUUUUUUAAGUUUGUUAGUUAGAUAUCAAUUGUCUUUUUUUUUUUUUUAUCAUCUUUUUU